ACAGGAGUCAUGUGACAGAGGAAGUGUGCGACUCUUCGUGUUCACUUUUGUGCAGAUCCUCGUUUCGAUUCAACCUAUCACCACAUUGUGUCUUUUUCAGUGGCUGUGUUGAAAUUCUUCUUUUUAAAACACAUGCAGGAACUAAAAAGAGGAAGAGUGGCAAGGGGAAGAAAGUGAACGGAGGCGUGAUGGACUCUACAGAUGAGAGCUGCAGUCAGGCCACGCCAGCAAAUGAUGCUUAUCCGGUGCGAUGCACUGAGGAAGCACUUCUUCCUUUCUUCACAGAUGAGAGUCUGCAGGCCACCAUGGAUGCCCCUCGCUCACCUGCCUCCCCAAGUGUCCCAUCAUCUCUCCCAGAACUUAGACUGGUCCUGCUGGGUCGGAAGGGAGCUGGCAAAAGUGCUGCAGGCAAUACAAUCCUAGGAGGUGUAGGAGGAUUUGAGAGCGGGAGGCCUACGGAGGAGUGUGUGAAAAGGCGGGGUGAUGUCGGGGGGAGAAAAGUUACGGUGGUGGACACACCUGGAUGGGAGUGGUACUACUCUCUGAAUCGCACACCCAACUGGGUGAAAAGAGAAACACUGCGUAGCAUGUCGCUCUGUCCUCCUGGACCUCAUGCUGUGCUGCUAGUUGUUCGGUCCUGUGCUUCCAUCCCAGAUGACUACAUCAGGGAGAUAGAGGAGCACCUGGAGCCUCUAGGAGAAGGGGUGUGGGACCAUACUCUGGUGCUGUUCACCAGAGGAGAUGAACUAGGUCUGGGAACCAUGGAGCAGCGAAUUCUUUCCAGUGGCUCAGGACUACAAAAACUCCUCCAGAAGUGUGGCGGCAGAUACCAUGUUGUGAAUAACCGCAACAAAGGAGAUGGGACACAAGUGAAAGAGUUGAUAAGGAAGCUGGAGAUGAUGGUCAUUGGAAUGAAGGAUGGACAGAAUUACUUAGGACUCCAUAAUAAUCUUUUGCUGGGCCUGGAGGCAGAUGGAAGGAGGAGAGCCAGAGAGAGGAGGAAGAAGCAGAGGCAGAUGGAGGCGCAGAUGCAGAGGGGGACAAUCAAAGCUGCUUUAAUGAAUGAUGGUCCUCAAGGUUCUGAACUUGAUGCCCACCAGUCUUUCUCCAAAGCUCUUCGUCGCCUCCCAGAAAUCCGAUUGGUUCUCCUGGGGGAACGGGAAACAGGAAAGAGUACCGCUGGGAACACCAUCCUCGGAAAACUGGGCCUCUUUCAAGCAGCAACAGCAACAGAGGAGUGUGUUCGUCAGCAGGCAGAGGUGGCCAUGCGCCUGGUGACUUUGGUGGACACACCAGGUUGGGAAGCUGGGGUUGCUGGUGCCACACAGGAGAGGAUCAAGAGAGAGAUUGUGUGCAGUGUGGCUUUGUGCCCUCCUGGUCCUCAUGCGCUGCUACUGACUCUGAGAGUGGACACCCUGGUGACAACAGGACACAUUAGGGAGCACCUGGAGCUUCUGGGAGAGGGUGUUUGGAGGCACACAAUCCUGCUGUUCACCCACAGCGAUCAGUUGCGACACGGGGUGGAUAUCGAGCAACACAUCCAGGGUGGGGGCCGGGAUCUUCAGUGGCUGCUGGAGAAGUGCAGGGGCAGGUAUCAUGUCCUCAGUGGUGGAGAAGGAGGAGGAAGAGGAGGCUCUGCCAACGUGCAUGGGCUCCUGGAGAAAGUGGAGAAGAUGGCCACCAAGAACAGAUGUGAGGCAUUCUCUGGUUUGGUUCAGGAAGUGAGGGAUUUAAGCCAACGGAGGAAUGAAAAGUUCAACCAGCGCCUCAAGGAGAUGACAGAAAAGAUGCUUCGCCAGGAGGCAGAGUUGAAGAAAAUGAGAGAAAGGGAGGUGAAGAGCAUGCGGUGGUUUUUCGACCGAAAGAAAAAAGUCAAGUCCCCAGGUAAGGCGGACAUUCAGCGAGAGGAAGAAGAAGAAGAUGACGACAAGAGGGUAUGUGGAACGAAGAAUGACAUCUGCGAACUCGAGGAGAGGAUGAGAUGGCUGACAGAAGACAGAGAAAGAGAAAUUCAGGAUCUGAGCCUGGAAAAUGAGAGAACCCACAUCGCUCUAAAUCAGAGUCAACAGGAAAAACACAGGAUGACGCUGAACCUGGAGCUGAAAGAUAGAGAGAUUGAGGAGUUAAAAGAGAGGACGGAGGAGCAGCAGCUCAAGCUCCUGGAUCUUGAACGUACCUGUGUGAAACAGGAACAUCUGAGAAAACAAAAGGAGGAAGAAAGGAGAAAACAAACGGAAAAGCUGACAGAAAUUGUGGAGCUGCUCAAAAAAGAGAAAACAGAUUUGACCAAAAAGCUGGAAUCCUUGGAAACAAAGUUGGAGCAGAAUAAGAUACUCAAUGAUGAACGUCUUGAGAGAAAAGAGCAAGAAAAAAACAGAGAAAUGGCUGAAAGGGAGGAAAAACUGAAACAAGAGAUGAAUGCAAAAUUACUUCAAAAGGAUGAGGAGCAAGAAGGACUGAAAAAGAAAGCCUCAGAUGAAAAGCAAAAAAUUCUAGAAGAUAUGAAACUACAGGAAAAGAGAAAACUUGAGAAGAUGAAACUGCAGUAUGACAAAGAGAUGGAUGACAGAGACACCCAAAUGACAGCUAUGAAGCAGCAACAUCAAGAGGAGAUGGUCAGAAGUAUGACUCGAAUUGAAAAACUUAUGGAGGCACAGAAAGCUGAGCAGCAGGAAAAUAAAGACAAAUUAAAAGAAAAAGCAGCUGAAAUGGAAAAAAUGAAACUGGAACUGGAACAAAGAUUUAAGAUCCUCCAACAAGAACAGCAGAGGGAGAUGGCAGAGCUGAAGGAACAGUUUCAAAAGGAAAACUCUGAACAUGUGGAGGCAAAAGCAAGAGAAGUGGCUGCAUUGGAACAGAAGCAUCUUCUACAUAUUGAAGCAAAACAGCUGGAGAACGACAAAGAGAAGGAGAUGAUUCAUCUCAACUACAAAAAUGACAAAGAAGAGGUUAUCCUAAUGAAAAACAGAGAGAUAGAAGCUUUAAAAUUGAAGCAACAAGAAGAAAUAAAAGCAAAAAAUGAAAUGCUUAAGGCAAGAGAAGCUGAACGCCAGGAGGAAGUGGUUAAAUCGAUAAAACAGAGAGAUGAGGAUGUUGCAAGGGUCAAAGAGCUGUGUGCCGAAAAAUUAAGAGGCUUGGAGCAAGACAGGCAAAGAGAUACAGAAGACCUGAAACAACAGCUCGCAAAACAAACAAGUGAACAUCUGCAGGAAAGACAAAGACUGAUAAGUGACUUGCAACAAAAGCAUGCAGAAGAAAUGGAAGAGAUAAAGCUGGAAAGGACACAUUUGCUGCACAAACUGAAGCAGAGCGAAAUGCUGACACAGGAAUUGAGAGGUCAACUUCAAACAGAAAUGGAGAAGAGGGUCAAAGAGAGUAUGGCAUACAAGACGGAAAUGGAGCAAAAGACGGAGGAUAAAGACAGAGAGAUUGCAGCAAUGAAAGAAUGUAUCAAAGACAUGAGAGUCAAAAUGCUGCAAAGGGAAGAAAGAGAGAAAGAUCUUCAGAACAAUACUCAAGCAGUCGAUCGAGAGCUAAAAGACAAAGAAAAAAUCAUCGAGGAGAUGAAGCAAGAGCUGCGAGAAAAGAUGGAGAAAGAAUGUGCUCUUUUGGAUCACAGGAGAUGCAUGGAAAACAAUCUAGAGGAAAAGAAAAGAGAGGUGGAAGAAAUGAAGGAGCUACUUAAAGAGCUGGAGGAAAAGCUGCAGAAGAUAAAAGAAGAAAAUGACAGAAAUGACUCCAACCGAAAGAAGCAAAUGCAGCAAAUUCUGGAAGAAAACAGCAGAGAGACCGAAAAGUUAAAGCAGCACAUAAAGGCCACUAAUGAGAUCCUGCAAAGAAAAGAGGAGGAGAUUAAACUAAACCAGAAGAAAGAGGCAGAUGAACGACAAACUGAAGAAGUAAAACAGCAGCUAAUAAACAGCAUGGAGAAAAAACUAAAAGAGAAAGAUCAAGAGAUUGAAAGUCUCAAGCAGAAGGCUGCUUUACAGGAGAGCAGAUGUUGGGAAGAGUUGAAGAAGAAAGAUGAGAAGGAAGCAAAUGAGAUCAACAAGCUGAUCUCAGUCAUUGACAAAAAGACAAAAGAAGUUAAUCAAGCUCAAAGUCUUCUUGCACAGGCAAAUAGUGAGAUUGACGAGUUGAAAAACCUGUGUGAAAACCACUCUGACAAAAUAAAAGAGCUGAGGGAGAGCAACGAAAAAACUACUGCCCAAAUUAUUGAGUUGCAGCAAAAUCAUGCAGAGUGGGAAAAGAUAAAAGAUGCGGAAAUAGUUGAAAAACUGAAGGAAAAAGACAGAGCACUUGAAAACUUGAGGCAAAAAGACAAACAGAACGAAAACGAGAUAAGUCAUCUGAGGCUGUUAAUCGAGCAAACAAAAACAGAGCUGAAGGAGCUCACCAACAAAAUGGACAAAGAGAUGACCAGCAUGAUAGAGGAGUAUGAAAAGGAGAUUGCCAGAAAAAAUGAUGAAAAACAUGCCCUCCAGAGAGAGAAGGAUACAAAGAUAUUUCAUUUGGAGGAGGAAAACCGGAAAAAUGUUCAGGUCGCUAAUGAGAAAUAUGAAGAAAGCCAAAAGAUCGUAAAAGAACUGCUGGAACAAAAUGAGAAAAUGAAAAAAGAAGCAGACAACUUUAGAAUGAAGUGUGAGAAGCUGAAGAAGCAGAGUGAAGAUGAGGUUCAGGCACAGCUGAGGGAAAGUGAGGAAAAACUGCAAAAAAUGGAAGAUAUUGUUCAAAGAAAGGAGUCUGAGAUUUGGACAGCAAAGGAAACCAUUGAAAAGCUACAAGCAGAGUUAGAAAGAAUGAAAGAUGAAAAAGAGACAGAUAUGAAUGAGCUGAGAAGGCACUUUGACGGUGAGGAUCAGAAGAGAGGCACAUCUGAUGAGAUCAACAAAGAAUUAAUGAGACGAGAGCAAGCAGUUGAAGACAGGAAUCAAGAUCUGAGUAGGUAUGAAGAAGAACUUAAAAAAAGCAAAAAGGAUCUACAUGGAAAAGAGGAAAAACUUGUUCAGAUGCAAAUGCAGUUGAAAGCUCAAAAGCAAACGCUUCAAGAGCUCCAGGUUUCCCUGGAGAUGCGAGAAAAAGAGCAAGAGGAAAAAGAUAAAUACGAGCAAGACGUGAACCUACGAGCGCAAAAUGUGGAAAAAAUGGAAAAAAAGCUGGAGAGCUUACUUAAUGGUUUAGAGAGUAAACAGAGAGAACUCAACUCUCACGGGCAAGAUCUUCAGAAGAAAGUCAAAGAACUGAAAAACCAAGAGAAGGAGUUAAAAGAUCGGGAGUGCCUCCUGAAAAAUGAAGAGCAAGAGCUGCUCAGCUGGAAGUCGGAACUGCAGGUCCAGAACAAGCAUGUGAGCUGCACGAUGCAGGAGCUGGGAGGGAUGCACAGAGACCUGGCUUUGCUGAAGGAGGAACUUCAUGUCAAAGAGACAAACUUGAAGGAGUCACUCAAAAAAAUGAGCGUUUGGGAGAAGAAUCUCAGGGAACGGGAGGAAGAGUUGGACGGCAGAGGAAGAUGCAGCAUGGAUGAUGAUUUGGAUUCUGUUUAUCUGCCAGCUGCAGAGAACUCACAAGGUCACCUCACUCUGAUGUACCAAGAGGUCAGUGGGACAGAAGGAAAAGGAGAGGAUGGAGAAGGUAUCACAGAUGAAAGAAUGAAACAAGAAUCGCCAGCUGUAGAGAGCAACAGCUGUCACGUUGAAACACUGCAGGAAGCGGAGAAGUCUGAAAAAAGUAGAGGAAGAUUUAAUUUGAUUCCUGGGAGUUCCAAAGACAACACAAACCACUUAGAGCUGGAGUUAAGGGUGAUGCUUUUGGGGGAGACCUGGUCUAACAGAUCCUUUACAGGACUCAAUAUGCUAGGAGGAGAAGCAUCCAACGUAGAUGGUUCCUCACUCAGGCCUUGGAGAGGUCAAAUAGCUGGGAGACGCCUGGUCAUUGCAGAACCACACGGUCUAAGGUGGCGAGACGGACCCGAAAUGAUUAGCUCAUCUCAGAGCAAGAUCGUUCUGGACUGCUUCUCACGCUGCCACCCAGAUGUAAUCUUCCUCCUCGUGCCUGCCUUCCUCACCUGCACACAGAAGUACAGAAGAGCUGUGGAGGAGCACAUGAGCAUGCUCGGGGAGCACAUGUGGCCUAGGACUCUGGUUCUUUUCACAUGGGGGGAACUUCUAGGGGAAAGUGCAGAGCAGCACAUCCUGAGGAACGGGGAUCUGGCGGGGCUGGUGGAGAAGUGUGAGGGGCGGUAUCAUGUACUGACCAGCAGGAGAGACAACUGCAGGAUUGAAGCAUUAUUUGAGAAAGUUGACCAUUUAGUAGCUCUAAAUAGUAAAAGGUCGUUUUUUUGAAGCUACAAUGACUAUAGUAGAAUUUAACAAAAAACAAUCAUGUCUUUCUUUGUGUGUGUGUGAAAAAAUCUGAACAAUAAAAUUACAUUCAAGUGGA
Molecule: messenger RNA, 6438 nt
Organism: Oryzias latipes (Japanese medaka)
Lineage: Eukaryota; Metazoa; Chordata; Actinopteri; Beloniformes; Adrianichthyidae
Molecular function (GO): GTP binding
Source: RefSeq, a predicted model, not a curated record